Messenger RNA from Arabidopsis thaliana (thale cress), 261 nucleotides. Its product is annotated as ankyrin repeat protein. The coding region runs from base 1 to 261 and encodes 86 amino acids. The transcript has a single exon. Lineage: Eukaryota; Viridiplantae; Streptophyta; Magnoliopsida; Brassicales; Brassicaceae. The record is from RefSeq and is marked reviewed.
AUGCCGUUUCGAGCUGGUGGUUCUGGCGAGCUGGCUCUUCUUGCUAAGUUGGCUUGUCUUGACGGGAUGUCUUCUCUCUACGAGCUGACUUGUAUCGAUGAGCGGACUUGUCCUGACGAGCUGAAUUGUCUUGACGAGCUGACUUGUCUUGACGAGCUGACUUGUCUUGUCCUUUCUCCAGGUCUCCCAAAAAAAAUGUCCUUUCCCGAGACUUUCUAUUCCUUAUUUAUACCCGUCCGUGUAGUAGGGUACGCAAGGUGA